AUGAAAUCCGUUGACAGAUGCUGUAACGAGAACUUGUGCCUAUUCACCAACAAUUCCGAUCCUUUGAAGCAACCUGCUGGUGGCUACGGCGCACACAAGGGACCAAGAGCGCAGUUUUUCACCAAAGCGCCGUUCGAGUCUAUGAUUGUCGGUGAUCUCGGAGUAGAAAUCAUUUACCCUGUUAGUGAUUCUCAGUAUUUCAACCACUGGUUCAUUGAUUAUAAGAUGGCUCCCGGAAGUAACAUAUCUCGUCGUCGGGCGCAUAACCUCCUACUACUAUCGUCGCUCUUGAAUCUGCGCGACACCACAUCGCCCUUGACUUUGGUAUUGGACUCUUUGGAGCAGCCAGCGACUCCGCUACUGAAAGAGUAUAUUCGACGGGCAAAGCUAUCUAAAUCCCACAUCACAUUCGUGUCUUUUGAGACAUUUGCACGUCCCGAAGGAGUAGAUUCCUUCAUUUCAGCCAUCAGGAAGAAUCCAAAUGAUGUGGCCAAAGAAGUGGUUUCGUCCUUUCCGCCUUGCGCAAAUAAACUGCAUAUCUCUCUCAUCGUGGUGUAUCACCAGGAUAUUCCUGUGUCAGGCACUUCUCGUCCCUAUACGCCGACGCUGCACUCUCUGUUGACGUACUUGGCAACCACCAUCUUCACUGUCCAUUCACUGCCACAUGUCUUGGCCCGGAAAGCUGCAGCUGAUAAAAGUAUGGUCACGCCUGUGUUUGGUCUUGACGAAGAGAGAGAAGGCAUUAUUCUCGGACGACAAGAUUCCGGGAAGAAUCUCGGAAACCACGACGGAAUUGUAUUGGAAAUGGAGCACAGACGAAAGAGCGGCAGAGGCAUUGCUGAAUGGUACUUUUUGCCUUUUCCGGCUUUCUAUGCCCGAGGAUCAGCGCGAGAAGUAGCUUCACUGCUUGACGAUCAUCCCCUUUACAAGCGAGAAGAGGAGCUGGGCCCAGGUGAAACAGAAGAAGAACCAGUGUCGACGUUUGAGCUUGGGCUUACAGAACGACAACGACGGGACAGAGAAAACGUGGUUCUGCCCUAUUUUGACGCACAAAAGGGAGAGGGCCCCGGUGAAGGUGGGCGCAUUCUAUACGAGAUGGGAGAAGAGGAUGAUUUUGACGAAGAAGAGGAUGAAAUAUGA
This is a messenger RNA of Uncinocarpus reesii 1704, 1140 nucleotides long. RefSeq lists its product as uncharacterized. Gene Ontology annotation, molecular function: tRNA binding. The record is from RefSeq and is a predicted model, not a curated record. Gene Ontology annotation, cellular component: cytosol; elongator holoenzyme complex; nucleus. Bases 1 to 1140 code for a protein of 379 amino acids. The transcript is spliced from 3 exons. Gene Ontology annotation, biological process: tRNA wobble uridine modification. Lineage: Eukaryota; Fungi; Ascomycota; Eurotiomycetes; Onygenales; Onygenaceae.